GUCAUCAAUCAAAGAAAAUAUGAUAAUGGGGAGAUGGUCUAUGCACCUGGUUUCAAUACCUUGGUAGAACUCCGUGGUCAAGAAUUUCGAGGCGCUAUUGAUCGCAUGUAUGGGAGCCGCUUCCUUUCACUGCAGAGGUGCGAAGAGGAGCUCCCAAAGUUAAUAGUCGACUGUAGAUUCCUUACUCAGUACAGUGUAACAGUCCAGCAAAUACAAGCUCUUCAUGACAGCAAUUGGAAUUCUCGCCUUCCGUUCAAUAUCACAAUAGCAAACUUUCGUCCGGACAACCAACUUGCAGAAAUAAUCAAAAGGCAUUUGCUCUUUCACUUUGGACCACCAUCUAGCAGUGAUUCGUUUUCUCGUCAUCCCUUCGCCCCUACUUUAACGACGAAGGGCAUUGAGUAUGCUAACAUCAUGUAUAUUUCUUGGCGAGCAACUCAGUUCCUGCCGGAAGAGCCUCCUCCAAAUGUUCGUGCUGUUGUGCUGUGUGCCAGUAAGGACUAUCAGCCGUGGUCGAGNUGGAGCGAUAUGUUAGGUGACUCCCUUUGA
This is a messenger RNA of Haemonchus placei, 549 nucleotides long. Lineage: Eukaryota; Metazoa; Nematoda; Chromadorea; Rhabditida; Trichostrongylidae. The record is from the annotation of a GenBank genome assembly.